Molecule: messenger RNA, 922 nt
Organism: Larimichthys crocea (large yellow croaker)
Lineage: Eukaryota; Metazoa; Chordata; Actinopteri; Sciaenidae
Product: mast cell protease 1A
Exons: 5
Coding region: 38-796 (252 amino acids)
Biological process (GO): proteolysis
Molecular function (GO): serine-type endopeptidase activity
Source: RefSeq, a predicted model, not a curated record
CCCCUGAAGAAGACAAGUCAGUUUUACUGCUGGCAUCAUGCAUGCUCUGCACAAACUUCUGCUCUUUCACCUUCUGACAAGUCUCGGACGAGAUGCACUUGGAGGUAAAAUCAUAAAUGGAAAAAAAGCCCAGGAGAACUCGAUGCAGUACAUGGUGUCGCUGCAGAACAGCAGAGGUGAACAUGAAUGUGGAGGAUUCCUCAUCAGUGAAGACUUUGUGCUCACUGCUGCAAACUGUGACAACUGCAGGAGUUUAGCGAAGGUCGUUCUUGGCACCCACAAUCUGAAGGCUCGUGGCAUCGAAAGAUCUAUUGCGAAAUGGUGCAGUCACCCAGAUUACGAUGAGGAAGAAGUAGUGAAUGACAUCAUGCUCCUCAAACUGUCUCAGAAAGUUCAACUGGACAACAGCGUGCAAACAAUUCAACUUCCCACUUCUGGAAUGAACAUAAGAGAUAAUGAAAAAUGCCAAGUAGCUGGAUGGGGAAUGACAAAAACUAAUGGUCAAGGUGUUGAUAAGCUGAGAGUGGUGACUGUGUCUACCAUUAACAAGCAAGUCUGUGAGGAGCAAUGGGAUGCGGAACUUCCUGACCUUAUCUGUGCUGGUGGAUAUAACACAACCAAAGGAUUCUGUCGGGGUGAUUCUGGUGGUCCUCUGGUGUGCAACGGGAAGGCUGUUGGUAUCGUGUCUUUCAAUAUGGAAGGCUACUGUACCUACCCAAACUUCCCCAAUGUCUACACAGACAUAUCAAAAUACCUUCCCUGGAUCAACGACAUUCUCGAGCAAAAGAAUUGUUAAAUGUAACAAUCUUACACCAAGCUUUGCUUCAGCAUACCUUCAUUAUAUUGAGGAGGGGUAGUUGUGUCUGAGUCGCUCUGUCAGUGUUUGCUGUUUAACACAAAGGCAAAAUAAUAAAAUCAUGUU